Molecule: messenger RNA, 2686 nt
Organism: Closterium sp. NIES-67
Lineage: Eukaryota; Viridiplantae; Streptophyta; Zygnematophyceae; Desmidiales; Closteriaceae
Source: the annotation of a GenBank genome assembly
AGCCCCCGUCUCAUAAUUCUAGGAUCCGACCAAGUGUAAAAUGCUUGGUACCCAGUUACGCUGGCGAAUAUGAAGAGACAGGCAAGGAAGUGCCUCGGACAGUGUGUUUCUUGCUGGGGGGCGAGACCAAUUGUAAAACCAGCAGUGAAAUAUGAGAAUGAGCAAGUUCACGGAAGAAUGGGGACGUUGGACCGUUUCGCUCCCACCUCAUGGUGCUUCUGCUGCCACUCCACCUGUCCUCUGACCUGUCGCUCUCGCGACGCCCCCUUUUCACCAGAAAGCGCAUCAUGUCCCUCCCGCGACUCACGGAACCUCAAGUGGCGCACGCUUGCACGUCGCCUUUCGCACGUCGUCGCACUUAAAACGCUGUUCACCAUGCGGCCCCGCCACCUCAAUUUCGCCACUGCGGGUGCUCCGUCGCAACCCUCGGGAUCGUCGCAGGAGUCGCAACAGGCGGCGCUGCAGUCGAGACAGGAUCACCAGCAGUCGCAGUCGUCACAGAGGUCGCAAGAGUCGCAUCCGGGGCAGUAUCGCGUGCAAGCAGUCACGCGAGAAGGUCAAGCGGUCCACGCCAGCGCGGGCUGCGCGAAUGGCGGGGCUGAAGAUGCGCGGAGCGGCGGAUGGGAAAGCGCGCGGAGCGACGGAUUUGACGUUACGCGGAGCAGGCAGAAUGUGACGGUCGAGGCACCAGCGGCAGCAGGCGGCGGUAGCGAGGCGCAGCAACGGCACGCUCAGCAGCAGCAGCAGCAGCAGCAGCAGCAGAUACAACAGAUACAGCAAGCGCAAUCAUUAUCAGCGGCAGCGGGACUGCUGCAGGGUCGGAGCAUGCAGGGAACGGCGCAACCACUCCAACACUUGCCCAUGCCCAUGCCUACACCUGCAACCCUGCCUGCACCCCUGCCUGCACCCCUGCCUGCACCCAUGCCUGCACUCGGGCCGGCAGGCAUUCCGGCACCUGCAGGAGCCGCCAUGCCACUGCUUCUCACACCGCCACCACCACCAGAAGGGGCAUUAGCAGUAGCAGCAGCGGAAAGGUCAGCAGCAGCAGCAGCAGCAGCAUCAGCAUCUGCACCAGGAAACCCAUCAGCUCCAUCCGCUCCAUCAGCUCCAUCCGCUCCAUCCGCUCCAUCCGCUCCAUCCGCUCCAUCCGCAGCAGCAGAGCAAUCGCCAGCGGCAGCAGCAGCGCAGUCGCCAGUGCUGGGGGUACCCCCCCCGCCGUCCCUGCCCCUGCCCGCGGGCAUGGCCAUGGGCGUGCCCGUGCCCGUGGCUGUGCCCGUGCCGCUGCAACCCCCCCUGCCGUCCGCCAUGCCCCUGCAGCCGUCCUCCUCGCCCUUCACCAGCAGGAAGGCACGCACAGACAAGAAGGACGCAGCAGCAGCAGCAGCGGUGCUGGCAGCAGCGGCGGCGGCGGCGGCGAGGGAGGCUGCAGCGGCGGGGGGCACGCCGCCCAGGAAGCGGUCGUGCAACUGCAAGAACUCGCGCUGCCUCAAGCUGUACUGCGAGUGCUUUGCGGCGGGGCUGUACUGCGAGGGGUGCAACUGCCUCAACUGCUGCAACACGCCAUUUAACGAGGCGCAGCGGCAGGAGGCGGUGCUGGCCGUGCUGGACCGCAACCCCAACGCCUUCCGCCCCAAGAUCGCCCCCCACAGCCCCUCCCACGCCCCGCCCUCCGGCGAGGCGUCGCAUGUGCACACGCCGGUGGCGAGGCGGCACCGCGCGGGGUGCCACUGCCGCAAGAGCGGGUGCCUGAAGAAGUACUGCGAGUGCUUCCAGGCCAACGUGCUGUGCGGCGCCAACUGCAAGUGCCAGGACUGCAAGAACUUCGACGGCAGCGACGAGCGCCGCGCUGUCGUGGCGGGGCUGGCUGCCGCCGCUGCUGCUGCUGCCGUCACCCCGAUCAAGUUUGAGCUCUCCGCCUACCAGCGCUUGGUCACCCCCACCAAGGCGCCCGCCAUCACGCCGCCGCCAUCUGCACGCCCUACACAGCACUCCCACAUGUCCCCGCACGGUCAAGCGCACGCACGCACACCCCCUCACUCACUUCCUCACUCACACUCCUACCCUCCCUUCCACCCCCGCCACUCCCCUGCCCCCGUCGCUCCCAACGCCGCUGCCGGGGAAGGGAGGGGGACGGGCGGGGGGGCAUACGGGCCGGCAAUGGUUGCGCAUGGAAUGGGGGGUGGCGAGGGGAGGGCUGGCAGUGCGCUCGGCAGCGGCGCGUCCAUGCUGCCACCAGCUGCUUGCAGACCUGACAACGAGUAGACUGUAUUCGAAUUCGGACGAAUAUCAAAUACAAAUCGAGUCUACGUGGCUGCUCAAACUCGCCAAAACUCGAUUUCCGAUAUUCAACUCGGAUUCGUAUUCGCCCAGCCAUAACUCGAGUACUCGUUUUAGUACUCAAGUUUGGACAUACCUGGCUCCUACUAGCAUUUCAUUGCCUAGCAUCAAAGGUCCUGAUGCUUUCGUUGCUACGCAAUGCUGCUAAAAAGCUUCACUUGCCACUUGUACAACCCCUCCAAUUUCUUGUGCAAACCUGCAAGCACGGCAACACCCAAAAAACCGACGACGAACCCCAAGGGUAACUUCACAAACCUUGUAAAUGCUCAUAUGCCCAGAGUGCAUUCUUUCAGAAACUGAGAACUUGAUUGAUUGAAAUGAGCAAGAGCAUACAUCCUUAAGUACCGAG